This is a messenger RNA of Podospora bellae-mahoneyi, 3845 nucleotides long. RefSeq lists its product as uncharacterized. Gene Ontology annotation, molecular function: ammonium channel activity. Gene Ontology annotation, cellular component: plasma membrane. Lineage: Eukaryota; Fungi; Ascomycota; Sordariomycetes; Sordariales; Podosporaceae. The record is from RefSeq and is a predicted model, not a curated record. Gene Ontology annotation, biological process: ammonium transmembrane transport. The transcript is spliced from 3 exons. Bases 2186 to 3664 code for a protein of 492 amino acids.
CAUGAACUGCCGAAGCAUCCCUCAGCUCUGGCACGGAUUGGUGUCUCUGACCCUGCGGACGAAUGCCUCUGCUGGACUGAGACCACCUGGCACCCUCACACGUUUCACAAACUGGUCCCCUGGACCAUUCCCACCUGUUUCGAAGGCGACACCCACGUGUUCCGCCUCAGACCCCCUUGGAUCUUCAACGGUAAAGGAGCCGUAGGAUUUCUGCCGCAAGGCUUCCAAGGCGUCUGCCCACGUGCCUUGCAUCAGGUGAACCGAGCUCAGACGCAUGUUCUCGACAUAAGCCGGUAAUCCAUCUAGGAAGGCCACCAAGUCUGGCAGCGUAAGCUGGACUCCGGCGAGGUGUAUGUUCUGGAGACGAGGCCAUAGCCGGGAAACUAGGAUGUCAGGAUGCGAACCGGGAGAGGCGAUGUCGAGACGAAGAAAACCGAGAUUGGGUGUUCUGGCCAGCACCGAGCUUGCAUAGUCGUGAGAUAGCGUCUCCGUUUGUGGCUGGUGAGAGAUGAGGGUAAAGGCCUGUAGUUGUUGCGUUGCAGAGGCAAGAUGGGACCGAGUUGCUACACCUGACCCGAGGUGACGCAGAGGUGUCUCGCAAGACAGAUCAAACCGCAUGUCAUGGACCUGGCCUCCAGCCCUUGCAAUGGCGCCUGGAAGUUCGAGUAUAAAAUCCAUCUGCGGCUCUUGGAAGGCGGGAUCCGGAGCAAAGGCUUCCCAGCCAAAGUCGUCUCUGACCAAGUCGGUCCAGGUUGUAGGAGACAACAUCUCGUACCAGAUGGGGCGCCAGGCAGAUGGAUCAAGGCCUAGCAGGCGACAAUGUUCUCGGACCAAGACUUGGAGGCUGGCGGCGUCCAGGGUGCUGCACGGCUUGUCAUCGUAUAUCAAGACAGUUCCGCGGGGCAUGGUGGCCACAGCCGAGGCAACCGUGUCGACAAAGGUUCCGUCGCUUCGCAGCGCUUCUUGCUCCCUGUAGAGCCUUUGGUACUCCCCAUGGACGAGACGCAGGGCCUGCAGCCACAGACUGUCGUCGUGCUCCAGGGGGGUGCUAUCGCCGUGUCCGUCCAGAUAUCGGCGGAAGAAACAAAGGGCGGCUCUGCGAUGAUGGUCAUGGGCGGCACGGGCGUGGAGGGCUGGUUCGACCACAAACUUGACAAAGCUGGCACAGAGGUCGCUCAGCUCAUGGCGAUAGGAAUGUAUGGGAACACGAACAAUGCGAACGCCGCGGGAGAUGGUGGGAUGGUGUAGGAUCUUGGUGAAGCGUUCGAGCGAGGCUUUGCGGCAGUCGACGGCCACGAGGGGCACCAAGAGAUGGGAGCUUGCGGCGCAGAGUCGCUGGCAACUCAGACGGCAGCUCUUGAUGUCUGAGAUGUCGGCCUGUGGGAAAGCACCGCAGAUUUGGAUGAGAAGCUCAUCGGGCAAGUCCAGAAGAUGCACCAUGGACGGCGGAGGGGUUGAUUUUGCAGCUACACUGAGCUGGCCAUGCCGGGUGGCUGGACGGAACCCUGAGGAUGCGGGCUCCCACCGAAACCGCCCCCCACGUUUGGAUCCCCACCCCACCCGACCCCGCCUGCCUGUCCAGGCCCGUCCCUACACCUCAUCGACCUCGAUACCUUACCUGCUACCUGGUACCAGGUGUCUUCUUCUACCGAGUACCUACCGAGACCGGGAUCACCUACCAUUGCUAUCUUCAAGCUUUCCAAUGGCCUUAAGCUAGGUACCUACAAUCCUGAUAAACACAUGGGUUAUUCCAACCCGUUUCAGUAAUGGAAUGCGGUCUGCGGGAAAACCCAAGCCCACGGAUCGGCCGUCGACCUUGCAUGCAAUAUCACAGCAGCCAACGGCCUUGGCAGCGGCUUGUGGAGACUGAUAAGCCCUCUCACCGGGCAGGGUGGCAGGCCAAGCCAGCUCUUAUCAGCAGCAUCGCAUCUUUCCCAUAGGUAGACAAACCAUUCUCUUAUCUCGCCCAGACACACACACACACACCUAGAGAGAGAGAGAGAGAGACAGAGACCCCUGGGCUGGGCAAUGGCCCCGGUCGCUGAUAAUACCGUACUGCACGGAGACGGCCGUUGCGUACAAAUACUGGCGACGUCACCUCCCCAUCGUCCAGGAGUCUUACCCUCCACCAAGCUCUCCCGUCACCCACACCCCUCACUCACCACUUCCCGUGCUCCCGUCGCUCAUGGCCGAACCAGAGAUCGUCCCCGUUACAGAGUGGCCGGAAUGGUCCUCCAACCCCGACGGCGGUGACCCGCUCACCCAGGAUCUCAACGCGCCCUACGACAAGGGCGACCUGGCCUGGCUGCUUGUCUGCACCAUCCUGUGCUGGCAAAUCACGCCCGCCAUCGGCUUUCUCUAUGCAGGCAUGCACCGCCGCAAGGCGGCUCUGACCAUGGUGCUGCAGUCCCUGUUCUGUGCCUGCGCCUGCGGCAUCCAGUACUGGAUCUACGGCUACAGCCUGUACCAGUCCCGAACCACCAACCCGAUCCUCGGUGAUCUCAGCCUGGCCGUCUUCAAGAAUGUCCUUGCCCAGCCCAGCCUUGCCAACAGCGACAUCCCCGACAUCUUGUAUGCUGCCUUUGGCUUCACCUUUGUCAGCGCCACCGCCAUGAUCUUGGCCGGAGCCAUGCUGGAGCGCGGCCGCCUCUUUCCCAGCAUGGUCUUCCUGCUCUGCUGGACGACGUUUGUGUACUACUUCCUCGCAUACUGGGAGUGGAACCCUUCCGGUUGGUUGUAUAAUUUGGGUCUCUACGACUUUGCCGGUUCGGGCCCUGUCCACAUUGCGAGCGGCUUCGGCGCCCUGGCCUGGUCCAUGAUGCUGGGCCCCCGUCUGAACGAGCACGGCGUCGCCCCCACCGUCAGCGACCGCAAGUCCAAGCUUGCCCACUACAAGCCCCACAGCCCGCUCCUCAUGUGCAUCGGCACCGUCUUCAUCUGGUUCGGCUGGUUCGCCUUCAACGGCGCCAGCACCGCCAACCUGAGCCUGCGGUCCAUCUACGUCGUGGUGAACACGAACCUGGCCGCGUGCGGUGGCGGCAUCACGUGGGUCAUUCUCGAGUACCUGUACAAGAAGAAGUUCAGCCUGACGGGCUUCUGCUCGGGCAUCAUCGCGGGCCUGGUCGGCAUCACACCUGCUGCCGGAUUUGUUCCCGUAUACGUGGCCUGCCUCGUGGGUGCCAUCACCUCGGUCUGCUCCUUUUACGUCGUCAAGUACAAGUACAUCCUCUCGGUCGACGACGGCCUCGACAUCUUUGCCAUCCACGGAAUCGGCGGUGUCGUCGGUGACAUCCUCACCGGCUUCUUCGCGGCCAGCUUCGUGCCCGCCCUCGACGGCGUGUCGGGCGCCUCGUACGAAGGUGGCUGGUGGAACCGCAACUUCCGCCAGAUGGGUCUCCAACUAGCCGGCGCCACCACCUGCGCCGCCUGGUCGUUCUUCGUCUCGUGCCUCUUGCUGUUUGUCAUCAACAAGAUUCCCGGUCUCCAUAUCCGCGCCACCGAGGAGCAGGAGGUUCGCGGCCUGGACCUGAACUACCUCGAGGACCUGGACUUUGAGGACGGCCUGGGCCAUGGGUGCAUGAUUUCCGAGGGUGCUUCCCGGCACUCCAACACGCCGCCUCAGCGGGAAAUUGUCAAGGCCGAGGGCGGGGAGAAGAAGGAGUAGAGUUGGGGGGGCGAUGUGAAUGUGACAUGAUUGAUGACAGAUGUUGCUGUUUUUAUUUUUUAGGGAAUACGGAUACCCUGGGAUGCCCUCACGAGGCGUGUAGAUCAUAUCAUAGACCAAGCAAGGCAGGCAGAGCAAGCGGGUUGUGCAUAGUGAAGCUAUUUUGUUGCCAAUUUCAGGA